Eruca vesicaria subsp. sativa (arugula) is the source of this 866-nucleotide messenger RNA. Lineage: Eukaryota; Viridiplantae; Streptophyta; Magnoliopsida; Brassicales; Brassicaceae. The record is from the annotation of a GenBank genome assembly.
AAAACCCUGAUUCUUCUUCACAUUGUCGCGACUUGUGGUUCUCUUCUUCGCUACACGAUUUGCAGGUGGUUGUUACACAUCUCAGCUUCUUUCUCCUCGACUUUUUCAAUUGUCAGAUGGUUAUAUGCCUGUUGCUGAGCAUCAUAUAUUAGUAGAUAAGCCAUCUUUAGACAUGGGAAUCCAGAAUCUUAUAUGGCAAGUGACGAAGAAAGCGUUCACUGGAGGUAUAAUAGGGAUUACCAUUUCAGAUAGAUUUUGUAGCGUUGUUCCGGUGAGAGGAGAUUCCAUGUCUCCGACAUUCAAUCCCCAACGAAAUUCUUAUCUAGAUGAUUAUGUUUUGGUUGAGAAAUUCUGUCUUAACGAUUACAAGUUUGCGCGUGGUGAUGUUGUAGUGUUCAGCUCUCCAACUCAUUUCAAGGAUAGAUACAUAAAGAGAAUAGUGGGGAUGCCUGGGGAAUGGAUAAGUAGUUCACGGGAUGUGAUAAGAGUCCCAGAAGGACAUUGUUGGGUAGAAGGAGAUAACAAAGCUUCCAGCUUAGACUCCAGAACCUUUGGCCCUAUUCCUUUGGGUUUAAUUAGAGGACGGGUGAGUGGUGUGGUGUGGCCACCUCAAAGAGUAAGCAAGAUUGGUUAAUAAAGCUAAAUGGAUAAAAGGGAAGGAAGUAAAGGUAAAGUUUCUUCCUCUUCCAAACGAAUAUUCUCUUCCUCGAAAGAUUCUUUAUUGUGGAAUCUGCUUUACACCAAAAGAGUGAUUUUAUCAGAAAGAAAGAAAGUUCGAGUUUUGGUUUUCCAUUUUUUCACAAUUUGUAGAACUGCGUGCUCACGCUUUUUAUGGUGUGCAUUUUAUAUAAUCAAAAUGGGUCUAU